ACACGCGUGUGCGGACGUACAUCUUUUCUAAUCUAAACGUCAAUAAAACAAAACGUCAAAAUUUAAACAAAAUCAAAAGUCAAAAUUAUUAAUGAUCUCUUAAGUACAAAUUAAUAACACAAACAAAAACACCAAUUAAAUUGAAAUGUCUUUUACAACGAACGCCCAAGCUUACUCCAAAGAACAGGAUGAAAAAUUGUUGCAACCGUUUGUAUAUAUACAACAAGUUCCUGGUAAACAAAUUCGUGCAAAAUUAGCCCUUGCCUUUAAUUACUGGAUGAAGAUUCCGAAUGACAAACUGUCAGCCGUCGGCGAUAUUGUGCAAAUGCUACAUAAUUCUAGUCUUUUAAUCGAUGACAUUCAGGAUAAUUCUAUACUUCGCAGAGGAAUCCCAGUUGCCCAUUCGAUUUACGGGGUUGCAAGUACAAUAAAUGCAGCCAAUUAUGUGCUAUUUCUUGCACUCGAGAAAGUUAUUAAUUUGGGACAUCCAGAA
Molecule: messenger RNA, 493 nt
Organism: Ctenocephalides felis (cat flea)
Lineage: Eukaryota; Metazoa; Arthropoda; Insecta; Siphonaptera; Pulicidae
Product: geranylgeranyl pyrophosphate synthase-like
Biological process (GO): isoprenoid biosynthetic process
Molecular function (GO): prenyltransferase activity
Source: RefSeq, a predicted model, not a curated record